Molecule: messenger RNA, 333 nt
Organism: Fusarium falciforme
Lineage: Eukaryota; Fungi; Ascomycota; Sordariomycetes; Hypocreales; Nectriaceae
Exons: 5
Coding region: 1-333 (110 amino acids)
Biological process (GO): proton motive force-driven ATP synthesis
Source: RefSeq, a predicted model, not a curated record
AUGAGCUUCGUCACCCGCCGAGCGCUCUCGACGCUCAUCCCUCCCAAGGUGAGCCCCUUCGGUUAUGAGCGCAAGGUCGCUUCUCCCAAGGCCAUUGGCGCCGCUCCUGAUGCUAUCCGCAUGCAGCGUGUCGUCAGCUUCUACGAGAAGCUUCCCCGAGGUGCCGCUCCCGAGGUCAAGGCCAAGGGCCUCCUCGGCCGAUACCAGGCCAAGUACUUUGGCAAGAACCCCAGUGGCAAGCCCAUCAUUCACGCCAUUGUCUUCCUCGUUGCCAUUGGCUAUGCCCAGAACUACUACUUCCACCUGCGCCACCACAAGAACAACGCCCACUAA